AGCGAAAGCAAAGCGCUGGAUUCGCUCAUAAAGACCGCAAAACUGCAAAAGUCAACUGUGCCCCGUUCCCGUACCGAGCCAGAAGGAUUAGCCAAAAUAAGCAACAAAUAUGGUUAAGCACAUUUACCUGACGUUGGCUGCAUUGCUCACCUUGGCCAUUGCUGUGAGUGCCGCCCCCGCCAAAGUGGAGUAUGGACUGGUCCAGGACGGUGAUUUUUCAGCUCUGAGAAAAGUCGAGGAGGCACAAAAUUCCAGCGCGGACAGCGAUGCUGAGGACGAUGACGACGAUGAGGAUGAAGUGGAGAAAAAGCAGGAUAGUGCCACCGAAGACGAUGAUGAUGAUGCCUCGUUUAUCCGAAGACGCCGCGAGGCUGUCGUGGAACCUGCCAAGGAAACAGCUGCACAAAUCGCUGAGAGCGCCACAACCAUUCCCACGACCAGCUCAGUAACAACCACCCGUAAACCGGUGCUCGUCCUAAUACGUGAUGCACUCAAAAAGGUCACCGCGGAGCUGCCCACGGAGCAGGUGGCCAACAAUGCCCUGCAGUACUUCCAGCUGUUCGAGCACUUUAUACAGCAAACCAUCGAGCAGGUUAUUGAUGCUGCCGAUGACGAUGAGGAGGAGCCACCAGCAACUGCUGCCACCGCCGCAACUGUCACGGAGGAGCAGGAGGAGGACAAAAAGCCCGAGUUGCCAGAGACGCAGCCCGAAAAGCAAUCCGAGGUGGCCGCAGCUGUAACUGCAGCUCCUGUCGAAAAUACGGCCCAGCCCGCGGAGCCAGCAAUUGCUAGCAAUGCAGUCUAG
This is a messenger RNA of Drosophila montana, 805 nucleotides long. RefSeq names its product 110 kDa antigen. Bases 110 to 805 code for a protein of 231 amino acids. The record is from RefSeq and is a predicted model, not a curated record. NCBI's taxonomy places the organism in Eukaryota, Metazoa, Arthropoda, Insecta, Diptera, Drosophilidae. The transcript is spliced from 3 exons.